ACAAACGAAAUAAAGGGUAAAAGUCAAAAGUAGAAAGUGCUCUUCGCCUCUUCCUCCUCUCGCGCCGCCGGCCAAUCGCCGGCAACCUCAGCCCACAUCACCGGAGAGACCCCGUCGGCUCGCCGUCGCCGCUCCCCUUGCCGGCCUCCUCCUUCCCACCGCCCCGCAUCCAUUUCUUCCUCCAGCGAGAGCAUGCAGAGGUGGACAGAUUGAAGUAGGAAAAGAAAAUGAUCACUCCUCCCGUCGCCGGUGACACCUUCGCCGGAGCGCCGCCGCCGCCGAGUCAGGAGGAGGAUGCUCCGCCGUACGGCUCGGUUGUCCUCGGCGGCACCUUCGACCGCCUCCACGACGGCCACCGUCGCCUCCUCAAGGCCUCGGCGGAUUUGGCGAGGGAUCGGAUCGUGGUGGGCGUCUGCACAGGCCCCAUGCUCGCCAAGAAAGAGUACGCUGAGUUGAUCGAGCCCGUCGAAAAGCGCAUGAAGGCUGUGGAGGAUUACAUCAAGUCUGUUAAACCAGAACUGGUAGUACAAGUGGAGCCUAUUGAGGAUCCUUAUGGCCCAUCCAUUAUUGAUGAUAAGUUGGAUGCCAUUAUUGUCAGUAAGGAGACAUUAAAUGGUGGAUUUGCCGUAAAUAGGAAAAGAGAAGAGAAAGGACUACCUUUGCUGAAGGUUGAGGUUGUUGAUCUUCUAUCCGGAGGAGCAGAGGGUGAGAAAUUGAGUUCAUCUGCUUUAAGGAAGCUUGAAGCAGAGAAAGCUAAUCAGCAAGAAGGAGCAGCAUCUAAAGGUGUUUAGCUGUUUAGGGAGUAAAGUGAUUCUGGUUGGCUGUAUACUAAAAUCGAGUGAAUUGCAUUUUGGACCCCUUUUCUUACUAUAAUUUCACUUUGGACCCCUAUUAUUUCCUUUUGCUUCAUUUUGCACCCCCCCCCCUUUUUUUUUGCCCUUCUCCUCAAACUCAGGCACAUAUCCACUGCCAGUAUUAUGGCAGCGGCUGCAGAACCGCGGAAGUGGUGUGACCUAGGAGAUAAUGCUAUUUCCAGAGCUGGAGAAGAAGAAAAAGGGGGUUCAAAGUGAAGCAAAAGGUAAAGCGGAUUCAAAGUGAAACUAUGGUAACAAGAGACAGUCCAAGCUGCAAUUCACUCUACUAAAUCCUGAAUGAUCCUCCAUAGUCUCAACAAGUAAUCUGAAAGUGGUAUUUUAGUUACCUUUUUGAGGAAUUAUGUUUGAAACUUGUCCCAGCUUCCAGGGCCCUGUAAAAGUAUUACUUCACUCUGAAUGAUAUAGUUGUACAAAUUCAAUCUUAGCUCCUGGGAACUUCCGCACUAACCAAUUUUACACAUUUUUUUAUUUCCUACCUUUGCCAUGUGAAUGUAAAAAAGGAAGUCACCUUGACGUUCUUUGGAGUAAUGGUAAAUCAAUUAUAAAUGAA
This is a messenger RNA of Oryza sativa Japonica Group (Japanese rice), 1425 nucleotides long. The record is from RefSeq and is a predicted model, not a curated record. NCBI's taxonomy places the organism in Eukaryota, Viridiplantae, Streptophyta, Magnoliopsida, Poales, Poaceae.